This is a messenger RNA of Aureococcus anophagefferens, 714 nucleotides long. RefSeq lists its product as hypothetical. The annotation marks the transcript as partial. Lineage: Eukaryota; Pelagophyceae; Pelagomonadales; Pelagomonadaceae. The record is from RefSeq and is a predicted model, not a curated record. The transcript has a single exon. Gene Ontology annotation, biological process: defense response to fungus. Gene Ontology annotation, molecular function: protein binding.
CUCGACCUGUCGGGCUGCUCGCCAUGGACCGCGAUGCCGGAGGCGAUCGGCCAGCUCGAGGCGCUGACGACGCUCAAGCUGGGCGACGAGAAUCUGACCGCGCUGCCGGGGGCGAUCUGCCGGCUCUCGGCGCUGACGACGCUCAGCCUGAGCUACUGCAAGAGUCUGACCUCGCUGCCGGUGGCGAUGGGCGGGCUCGUCGCGCUGACGACGCUCGACCUGCGCGACUGCGAGGACCUGACCGCGCUGCCGGUGGCCGCCAUCGGCCGGCUCGCGGAGCUGACGACGCUCCACCUGGGCGGCUGCGUGAACCUGACCGCGCUGCCGCAGACCAUCGGCCGGCUCGUGGCGCUGACGACGCUCAACCUGCGCGACUGCAUAAGCCUGACCGCGCUCCCGCAGACCAUCGGCCGGCUCGCGGCGCUGACGGCCCUCGACCUGCGCGACUCCCGGAGCCUGACCGCGCUGCCGCAGACCAUCGGCCGGCUCGCGGCGCUGACGACGCUCAACCUGAGAUGCUGCAAGAGCCUGACCGCGCUCCCGCAGACCAUCGGCCGGCUCGCGGCGCUGACGGCCCUCGACCUGAGCUGCUGCGAGAGUCUGACCUCGCUGCCGGUGGCGAUGGGCGGGCUCGUGGCGCUGACGACGCUCGACCUGAACUACUGCCAGAGUCUGACCUCGCUGCCGGAGGCAAUCGGCCGGCUCAGGGCGCUG